AUGAAGUUUGGGCGCAAUUUGUCCCAGUUCACAGUGCCGGAGUGGAGUGCCUCCUAUAUCAAGUACAAGGCAUUGAAGAAGCUCAUCAAGUCUGCGGCCGAGCAAAUCAAAGCGGGCCAGGAGGCUGACUUGGCUGGAUUCUUCUACUCGCUGGAUCGAAAUCUUGAGGAUGUCGAUUAUUUCUACAACAAGAAACAUGCCGACUACACCCGUCGUCUGAAGCUGCUGGAGGACCGAUAUGGAUAUUCUAUGGAAGGCCGGCAUCAUCUCGAGCCCGAGGACCGACAUGAUCUGCGCGAGGCUCUUCUGGACCUGCGCUAUCAUUUGCGCCGAUUGCAGUGGUAUGGUGAGGUCAAUCGCCGUGGUUUUGUCAAGAUUACGAAGAAGCUGGACAAAAAGGUCGGUGCUCAGGCUCAGAAGCGAUACCUGGAGACCAAGGUCGAUCCCGCACCGUUCGCCUCGAAUGCGCGUGUGGCCAAGGCCCAGGAGCGCAUCAAUGCGUGGAUGGCGAUCAUCGCCGACCAGUCUAAGGCGGACGAGAAGCUGGCCGAUGAUGCCAGUUCCACGCAUUCGUCUCUUUCAUUGAAGCGGGGCGCGUCGCGGCCUUAUCUCAACUUGCCCCCAAGUGUUAUUACCGCUGUCGACGAUGCGCUUCGCAAGGAUGAUACUCACGUUUUGCUGGAAUUACUCGAGACCCUGAAGUCUGCGGCCGACGAAGCUGGUGAGGCCGUUUUCUCUAAGGUUCUCAAAACUUUGAUCCAGCGCUCCAUCUUGCACCGCUCGCGGUCUUGCGCCGCUGCGCUCCUGAGCCGCGUGGACACCUUGGAGGAAGAUGACGACAUCAAUCGGCGUAAUUGCCUGCAUCGUCUGGUCAUCUCUAUCGGCCGUGAACAGUCGACCAGCGACUCUGAGCCCGCAGCCUCAAUGGUUCUCGAUUUCCCUCCUGAGACGUCUCGUUACAUUACCCCCGCUGCGCCGCCGACCCUGCAGCCGCCGCGCUCUGUGGUUAAAGAGACCAACAUGCCUCAGCAACUGGGUCGCGAUGAUUCGACCGUUGCUUUACUGCAGUACAUGCUGGAUGAGCUGCGUCCCAACCAGCGGGAGGCUCUGGUGGCGAAAGAUCUGUCUGGACGCACACCGUUGCACUAUGCCGCACAGUACGGCUUCAAAGUGGUGUGUGAGGUUAUUAUCGAGCAUCUCAAGGCGUGGGAGAUGUUCGAUGUCAGCGAGGGCAUUGACGGGCCUUUGUGGCAGGACAAUGAUGGGUGGGCCCCGCUGCAUCUCAGUGUGGUGGGUGGUCACCCGAAGACGACUCGAUGCCUCCUUGAUUCCGAGGAUUCGCAGGAUCUCUCUCAGGAUAAGGGCGCCAUCCGGAAACAAGUGUCCAAGUCCAGCGCGGUGCUAGCGUUGGCUACCAAGGCCAAUUUUGUUGAUAUCGUCCAUCUCCUGGUCGAUGCCGGCGUUGACAUCAACUACCAGGAUGAGCAGGGCGAGACGGCGCUGCAUGUUGCGGCUCGUUUCGGACACGCCGAGUGCGCGAAGAUCCUGCUCGAUGGCACAGAUUACCAAAAGGCCGACACCGACCUGGCGGAAAACACGUACGCGUGGACACCACUGUUUAUUGCGUGCGUGGACGGCUCGUUGAGCGUCGCUAAGCUGCUUAUUGCUGCCGGCGCGGAUGUUGACCGGUUCGAUUCGUCCGGUUGGACGGCCAAGGAGCAUGCUGCACUGCGAGGCCAUCUCGCCAUCGCUCGGUGUCUGGCCAAAGUCAGCCCUGGGCCUCCCGCUGCCGAGCCUGAGGUAGCUGGACCCACUACUUUGACCGUCCAUUCCUCUCCCUCGGGCUCGCCCCCUACCCAGUCGUCUCUCUCAGAUCGAAGGUCGAACACGCCGGGCCCGACCUCCGCCGGGAGUUCUGGGCUACGGAAUUCUGAGCCUAUUAAGACUUUUGGACACCGGUAUCUCACCGAUGAGACCAUGAUUCUGGUCAGCCUGGGGACCAUGGACAUGCGGAAGCCACUUGUCACUGUUAACCUCGAUCGCAUCCCGAUGGAAAACGCCCAUGCCACGCAGCUAGAUACGGCUCUGUCCCUGGUGGUCACCGCCAGCGGCGCGCACGGCGAGCCAGAGGUGAUUGACCUGCCGGUGCAGGAAAAUAUCUCGACCGAGCCCAUUGUGUUCCACACCGCUGAUGCGAGCAAGGUGCGUCUUCUUUUCGAUCUGGUGCCCACCUAUUCGGGAUCAAAGGACCAGGUUGUCGGCCGUGGUGUGGCGCUGCUGUCCAGUGUCAAGCCCACGGUGGGCUCCCAACGUAUCAAUCUCAAGGGUGAUUCUACUGUGCCCAUUGUUGCCGCGAACACCUUGGAUGUGAUUGGGUCUGUGACUUUCAACUUUCUCAUCAUCACCCCAUUCAAGCACCCCAACAUGUCCAUCACCGGCAACCAGACCUACUGGCGGUCCAUGAGCUCGACGAUGGUCAUUGGACACCGCGGCCUGGGCAAGAACAUGGCCAGUCGCAAUUCAUUGCAGCUGGGAGAGAACACGAUCCAGUCAUUUAUUGCAGCGGCCAACCUGGGCGCGUCGUACGUUGAAUUCGAUGUUCAGCUUACCAAGGACCACGUGCCGGUCAUUUACCACGACUUCCUGGUCAGCGAGACGGGCAUCGACGCCCCUGUUCACACUAUGACCUUGGAUCAGUUCCUGGAACUCGGCAAGGGUCGGCACCGGAAUGUGUUGCCCGAGGGUGUGGAUGCCAACGGCGAUCUCCCGCCGCGCCAACGGUCCAUGUCGGUUGGCGGUUCCGAGUAUAAUCCGGCGGAACUGACCGAGAAGAUCAAACACACGCGCGACUUCAAGAAGAAGGGAUUCAAGGGGAAUACUCGUGGCGAGCACAUCCAGGCGCCGUUCGCCACGCUGGAGGAGCUGUUCAAGAAGAUCCCGCAGCCAGUCGGCUUCAACAUCGAAUUGAAGUACCCCAUGCUUCAUGAGAGCGAGGAAGAGGAGAUGGACACCUAUGCCGUCGAACUUAACUCCUUUGUCGACACUGUCCUGACCAAGGUUUAUGAUUUGAACGGCGACCGUGACGUGCUGUUCUCCAGCUUCAACCCGGAUAUCUGUCUCCUGCUGUCCUUUAAGCAGCCGUCGAUCCCGGUUCUGUUCUUGACUGAUGCCGGUGCUUCUCCUGUCGGCGAUAUUCGCGCUAGCAGUAUCCAGGAGGCGGUGCGGUUCGCCUCGCGUUGGAAUCUGCUCGGUAUUGUCACGCAGGCCGAGCCACUGGUGUUGUGCCCGCGGCUUGUGCGGAUUGUCAAGGAGUCCGGUUUGGUGUGUGUCUCGUACGGUGUUUUGAACAACGACGGUGUCAACGUGGAUUACCAAGUCGCUGAAGGUAUCGACGCCGUGAUCGUCGACUCCGUCCUCGGCAUUACCAACGGCCUCAUCCAGCGUCAGAACAAGAGCGAGCGCACCCCGGGUCCAUCCCCGAACCCGGCUCCUGUGGGGGACAAUGCCGCAGAUGUGGCCAAGGACGCGGUGCCUGUACCCGAGCACGUCCGCAAAAGCCAUCCCAGCCCAAACCUGAACCCGUCUGUCAUCCUCUAA
Molecule: messenger RNA, 3597 nt
Organism: Penicillium alfredii
Lineage: Eukaryota; Fungi; Ascomycota; Eurotiomycetes; Eurotiales; Aspergillaceae
Product: glycerophosphocholine phosphodiesterase
Exons: 4
Coding region: 1-3597 (1198 amino acids)
Biological process (GO): glycerophospholipid catabolic process
Molecular function (GO): glycerophosphocholine phosphodiesterase activity; protein binding
Source: RefSeq, a predicted model, not a curated record